Messenger RNA from Gryllus bimaculatus (two-spotted cricket), 363 nucleotides. NCBI's taxonomy places the organism in Eukaryota, Metazoa, Arthropoda, Insecta, Orthoptera, Gryllidae. The record is from the annotation of a GenBank genome assembly.
GCAGCAGUAAGGACGUGUGACGAGUGUUUACAGUGUGUGCUCGAAGUAUGGUGGUGAUUAAGUGAUGUUCCGUGUGUGAUGGAGGGAAGAGGACCUGUUGCUGAAGCACAGCAGUAGCUGCUAUUUUAUAUCCUCUUGUGACCUGUGAUCUUAGUGGAAAUGGGUAGCUCCCAGAGCACAAAAAGCGAGCCUGCUCCUUCUGAGGGGUUCGCUAACAAACCGCACAAUGUCCGCUCAAGCAUUCGUACGAAACAACCGAUGCCUGAUGCCAAUGAGCUGGAAAGAAGAUUCACCAAAGUGCUGUUGCCUUGUCAGUCUGUGGAACAUGGCAUUCUUGACCACAAGCAUUCUGUGCCGCCAUAG